Molecule: messenger RNA, 2557 nt
Organism: Rubroshorea leprosula
Lineage: Eukaryota; Viridiplantae; Streptophyta; Magnoliopsida; Malvales; Dipterocarpaceae
Source: the annotation of a GenBank genome assembly
GUAGAUUUCAGAGAAACCUGCUGAAAUUAAUUUUCUUUGCCUUCAAGGACGAACUGAAAACAGUGAGGAAGCAAGCAAUAUCUAUAUAUAUAUAUAUAUAUAUCGUGUCAUCUUUGUUUAGCUGGAGUAAGUUAUUCUUCAUACGAAAUCGAAGCAGAGAAGGGUUUUCUGAAGGAAAGCAUUUCCUAGUCGUGACUCUGGUGAGAUUACAGAGUCCAGAUGCCGGAGAAAGAGGCAGACGGACCUCCAUUGUCGAACACAUGGGGGUUUCGUUUUAGCCCUUUGCAUCAGUGGCGAUUUGGGUUGCUAACAGCUCUGGUUUUUGUGGGGAUGAUUGUUGUUUGGAGCAUAGACGGCUGCACCAUCCAGAGCUUCAUCCAGUCAUGGAGGUUCAAGCAAGACUACAUAAAUAUGAAAGUCAUAAACCUGUCUGAUCUCUCCCAAACACACCAAAAUCUUACCCAAAUCCUUCAAAAUCCCAACUUGAAUAUUACCCAUGUCCCAAUUUUUAAUCGAACAAAAACCCGAGUUCCAGUUGAUUUGAGCAAGAACGACGAAGAUUCAAUUGGUUCCAGCAUUUCGUCGAACACUUCAAGCGCUUCAAACGUGAUACAGAAAAAUGGGGAACGCUUUUCGGAGUUGAGCUGGAUUUCAGCUGAAUUGGAAGCGAACUUUACAAAGAAUCUUAUCACUAGAUGGAUGGCUCCAGGAGGGGAGCCUUGUAAGGAUUCUCGUACGGUGGAGAUUGCGAUUCCGGGUUUGGAUGGACGGGAUAUUGUGGAAUUGGCCGCCGGUGAAAUCCAUGAGUUUGUUUUUCAAGCGCUCGAUGAAUCUGGUAAUACCCGCUGCUUGGGGGGAGAUUACUUCGAGACCGAUCUGUCAGGGGAGUCGUGGAAAUCUCGUCCGCCGGUGAAGGAUUUCGGCAACGGGUCUUACUCGAUUUCGCUUCAGGUUCAUCCAGAUUUUUCUGGUGACUACAAGCUCUCUUUGAUUUUACUUUUCAGACAUUUUGAGGGCCUGAAAUUGUCAUCCUCUAGAUUUGCAUAUGAUAGAGAGUUGCGUCAUGUAGGAGUCAAGUUCUUUAAAAGUAAAGCUCCUCCAUUACCGGAGCUGCAAAUUUGUCAGAAAUCUGAUUUUAGUAGAGAUGUCUGGUCGGGCCGGUGGACAAGGCAUGGGAAGAAUGAUGAUUGUCAAAUUAGUUACGACGGUCGAUUCCGGUGCCUACCGCUGAAUUUUCCAUGUCAAAAUCCAUGGUGUAAUGGUUUGUUAGGUGCAUUAGAGAGUAAUGGUUGGGUAUAUUCAGCACAUUGUUCAUUCAAGUUGUUUUCGGCGGAUUCUGCCUGGAAUUGCUUGAAGAAUCGUUGGAUUUUCUUCUGGGGUGAUUCAAAUCAUGUUGACACGAUAAGGAACAUGCUGAAUUUCAUGUUGGAUUUGCCUGAAAUACGUUCUGUUCCCAGGAGAUUUGAUAUGAAUUUCUCAAACCCAAAAGAUCCUUCUCAGACAGUUCGAAUCACAAGCAUUUUCAAUGGUCACUGGAAUGAAUCAGGGAACUACUUGGGGUUAGAUUCUUUGAGGGAUGGAGGAUUUAGGGAAUUGGUGAAGAGGUACUUCUUGGAGGAGACCGUUCCAGACACAAUCAUCAUGAACUCUGGCUUGCAUGAUGGUAUUCACUGGUCUAGUGUAAGAGCAUUUUCUGCUGGUGCAGCAUAUGCAGCAUCAUUCUGGAAAGAAAUAAUGGAAUCAAUAAGGCUGAGAGGGCUGGAAGUGCCUCAAAUCUUUUACAGGACAACCGUGGCAACGGGUGGAUAUGCACGAUCUUUGGGCUUUAAUCCUAGUAAGAUGGAGGCAUUUAAUGGGAUGUUGUUGGAUAAAUUUAGACAAGCUGGGCUGGUUUCGGGGGUGAUUGACAACUUUGACAUGACAUUUCCAUGGCAUUUUGAUAACCGGUGCAAUGAUGGAGUUCAUUACGGUAGGGCUCCUCUGAAGAUGAAGUGGAGGGAUGGUGGAAUUGGACACCAGUAUUUUGUUGAUCUCAUGUUAGGCCAUAUCCUACUAAAUGCUGUGUGUGUAAGGUAACAACAAUUAGAGGUAGUCCCAAAUGUUCCUGGUUAUAGCCUCAAGAAGCACCUAGGACGUGGCAUUCGUGAUGCUAUCAGAACCUAGGAAAGCUGCAGCAUUUGCUAGAAUGCAGGUAUAGACGCACUUUAGUUCAAUCAAGGCAUGUUCUUUCCCACUCUUUAUAUAUGUUAUUAGAAUUGGCAUUCUUUAUUUGUUUAUAGAUUUACCACUCUUUAGUCCUAGAUAUAUCUUGGUAGAUUGUUAUACACCCUUGAGUUUCAAGGAAAGGAUUUUGUCGUGAUUAUCACAAGCAACUGUAGUAGAAGCAUUGCAGAUUUUUGGAAAAUUUUGAAUAUAGAAAACGAGCAAGAACUUCCCUAAACCAGCAGUAGAACAGAGAGGGCAGGAACUGCUAUUGUUGUACACCAAAUUAAGCUAUAUCUUCUAUUAUGCUGAAUCUAUUGUGGUUUGAUUAUGGAGUUCUAUGCAGUUUCUAAUU